Messenger RNA from Meloidogyne enterolobii, 923 nucleotides. NCBI's taxonomy places the organism in Eukaryota, Metazoa, Nematoda, Chromadorea, Rhabditida, Meloidogynidae. The record is from the annotation of a GenBank genome assembly.
UUUUAUCCCCACUUUUCAGUGAUAAAAUGUAUUACCAACAUCAACAGCAAAUCCCUCAACAACAACCGUCAUUAGCGACAAAUGCUUAUCCAAUGCAAUAUCCGCCACAACAACCACCUUCACAUCCACAGCCAUUUCCAAGUGUUCCUCAAGUACCACCACAACCGCCUAGACAAAACUUUGAUCCAAACACAGUACAGCAACAACCUGGUGUUAUGCCAAAUCACAUUGGAAACUACCAACAGCAAAUGUUGCAACAACAGUAUGCACCGCAACAAAUGACGCCGUCUUCCAUUGCUGGAUUUGUACCACCUACAGCUACCACUGGAGCAGGUUUUCCUUCUGCUCCUCUAACAGGAUUUCCUCCUGCUCCUCCAGGAGCUUUUCCUCCUGCAGCUGGAUUUCCUUCUGCUCCUGCAGCAAGUUUUCCUCCUGCUCCUGCAUCAGGCUUUCCUCCAGCUCCUGUAGGAGGCUUUCCACCAGCUCCUGCAGCAAGUUUUCCUCCUGCUCCUGCAUCAGGCUUUCCUCCAGCUCCUGUAGGAGGCUUUCCACCAGCUCCUGCAGGAGGCUUUCCUCCUUCUCAUGCAUCAGGCUUUCCUCCAGGCCCUCCGCAACCUCAGAAGCAACGCUUAGAUCCAGAAAUGGUCCCAAGUAUUAUUCAAGUUAUAGAAGAUGAUCGAAGUUCACGAUCUGGCCUUUUUCCGACUGGAUUUCCGCAAGCUGAACUGCCUCCAUUAACUACAACUGAAUUUGUUGCUCAGGAUCAGGGUAAUUCAAAUCCAAAAUUUAUUCGUUCAACAAUUUAUUCUGUUCCGCUAAGCAAUGAUAUUACAAAAGCUACACAUUUGCCGCUAUCUUUAGCGUUGACACCUUUUGCCAAAUUACAUCAAUCUGAGGUAAAUAUUUACAUAUAUUUUGUUUAA